Messenger RNA from Alexandromys fortis (reed vole), 2624 nucleotides. Its product is annotated as growth arrest and DNA damage-inducible proteins-interacting protein 1-like. Lineage: Eukaryota; Metazoa; Chordata; Mammalia; Rodentia; Cricetidae. The coding region runs from base 1397 to 1936 and encodes 179 amino acids. The record is from RefSeq and is a predicted model, not a curated record. The transcript has a single exon. Gene Ontology annotation, cellular component: mitochondrion; nucleus.
GGUCAGCCUGGCCUACCUGUAGACCAGAUUUCAGGACAGAUAGGGCUACACAGAGAAACCAGGUCUCAAAAAACAAACAAACUGUAUGGGCCAGCCAAAGAAACACACCCUGACCCUGAAACCAGAGCUAAAGAAACACAUUUUGACCUUAGAAUCAGUGCCAGUGAAAGAAAUAUGUCCUGGCCCUGAAAUUAGAGCCAAAAGGCUAAAAAGGGCCAGUGAAAGAAACACUUUGGCUCUGAAACCAGAGCCAAAUCUACCCCUAAGCAACUAAGCAGAAAACAAACCAAUCCCUGAGCAGAGAUCUAGCCAGUCUGAGCUCAAGGGACUGAAAUCUGACCAAUUCCCAGCCUGAAAAUCUCCCUGGAAAAACUCUGCCUCUGAGAAGCCCUACAUAAGCUCUGCACCCGCUGACUUUGCUGCUGUCUUCUGACCCCGGCAGAGGCAGCCGGCAACCGCUCUCCAGGACUCUUCCCUCUUGAACGAUGCUUGGGUGAGACCUCCCUUUACAGGAAUGGAGCGCACGAGAGAAGUAACAACUUUUGCCCGCAGCAGAGCAGAACUAUACUCCCCCACUUCCACUGGGGUUUCUGCUAGGCACAGUUGUUAUACGGGGGAGGGGAGGGGAACAGAGUAGAUCUGUAACAACUUCGCCGGGGAAACCCUCUCCUGACGGAGGCGCAGAGCUGUUAGAUUGGGGAAACCUUUCCCUGGGGCAGGGCUGUAACCUGCUCUGCCUACCGUGACCACCUGUGCUUGGUUCCCAAUUGCCAGAAUACUUUUCCAUCCAAGCCAUAAUACUUAGCAUUCCUUGGCUCCCAACUGCCAGGAUCCCUUUCUAUCUGAGCUGCAAUGCUUACACAAACAAACAAACAAAAAGACUGAAAAGGCAACAUGAACCUAGAUACUAAGAUGGAAAUAUUUAAUACAUUAGAGAGAUAAAAAGGCAUAUGUGGGGGAAAUAAAAUAUAAAAUAAAAUGGAAAUAAUUAAAACAAGAUUUCAAAACUAAAGAUUAAAAUGUUAGUUUAAAUAUAUUAUUUUAAAUAUUACUAGAAUGCCAGUUUUGCUCUUGUUUUGUUUUGAGACAAGGUUUCUCUAUAGCUUUGGAGCCCGUCCUGGAACUAGCUCUAUAGACCAGGCUGUCCUUGAACUCACAGAGAUCCUCCUGCCUCUCCCUCCUGAGUGCUGGGAUCAAUGUUAUAUUUUAUAAUAUAUGGCCACGCCUGGUCAUAUAUAUUAACAACUACCGCCUCCCGCAUCAAAUGUGCACCUCUACGGCACCGAUUACAGUCUUCCAGUCUAGUUCCUAGGCUCCUUUACCUGAGGUCCCCGAGGUUUCCGCCGCGCAGGCAGCGAUCUAGCCAGCCCGCCGGCCGCGAGGACCCACAGCCAAGAUGGCGGCGUCCGCCAUGCAGGCGCACCGUCUCCUGCGGUUCCCCGUGGCUGUGGGGCCUAGGUCCUGUAACUACCGUGCGCCGCCACCCCCGCGCCGCCACCCCGAGCCCCAUUGGCCAGACCCGGAGAACCCGCUGAGCCCACGAUGGCAACUAGGGCCGCGGUACGCGGCCAAGCAGUUCGCGCGGUACGGCGCUAAGUCCGGGGUGGCCCCCGCCUCCCUGUGGCCGUCCCCGGAGCAGCUGCGCGAGUUGGAGGCGGAGGAGCGAGAAUGGUACCCGAGUUUAGCGACCAUGCAAGAGUCGCUGCGCACGAAGCAGCAGGCCGAGGAGGCAAAGCGUCGUGCCAGGUGCGUUAUGGGGGCAGGUAACCCACGGCCCCGAAACCACGAAUCCUCCGUUGGAGGCAUGCGGUGCCCUUGUGGUGUAGGGUUAACAUACAUGUUCACCUGGCUGAAAAACAAAACUUCUGGCCGGGCGGUGGUGGCACACGCCUUUAAUUCCAGCAGCUGGGAGACAGAGACAGGUGGAUCUCUGUGAGUUCGAAGCCCGCCUGGUCUACUGCGCGAGUUCCAGAAAGGCUCCAAAGCUACAGAGAAACCCUGUAUCGAAAAACCAAACCAACCCCUCCCCCAACUGCUAGGUAAAUUCUUGUAGUCAUUCAGCUGCAGUUCUUGUGUUACUUUCCCCUUCCUUUACUACUGAGCUGUAUCACUAGCCCGCCUUAUAUAUACAUAAGGUCGCACUGUUAACCAUAACUCGUUAUGUUUCCAGACUGGCACUGUAUCUAGAAUCCAUCUACCUUUACCUUCCGUGUAUCUGAGAUUACAGGCCUGUACCAGGCCCAGCCUCAACUAUUUUAUCUUUACUAACAUUCUGUGCAAGAAUCGGAGGAUCCCACAAUGGGAAACAAAACAGACAAGAAUUUCACAUGACAAGGGGCCCUCAGAAGGACAAAACACGGUUAAGAGUGCAUGCUGGAGCCCGGCGAUGAUGGUGCAAGCCCAGCACUCGGGAGACAGAGGCAGGUGGAUCUCUGAGUUCGAGUCCAGCCUGGUCUACAAGAGCUAGUUCCAGGACAGGCUCUAAAGCUACAGAGAAAUAUUGUCUUGGAAAAAAAAGUGCAUGCUGGGGUCAAGCAGUAGUAGUGCACGCCCUUAACGCCAGCAUUCGGGAAGAGGCAGGUGGAUCUCAGGUGGAUCACCAGCAACUACAUGGUGUAAUGAGA